Molecule: messenger RNA, 1680 nt
Organism: Rhopilema esculentum
Lineage: Eukaryota; Metazoa; Cnidaria; Scyphozoa; Rhizostomeae; Rhizostomatidae
Product: lysophospholipid acyltransferase 5
Biological process (GO): lipid modification; phosphatidylcholine biosynthetic process
Cellular component (GO): membrane
Molecular function (GO): lysophospholipid acyltransferase activity; 1-acylglycerophosphocholine O-acyltransferase activity
Source: RefSeq, a predicted model, not a curated record
UUUACAUGAAGUUUCUUCAAUAGAAUCGUAAGAUACAAAAUGGAAGGUGUUGGGCAAGGUGGCAAGGGUGGUUUUGAAUUCAUAAAGGUUGAUGGAUUAGCAAAGGCUAUUGGUACCUCAGAACCUGGAUUAAGAUUUCUUAUAGCACUUCUUAUCGGCUACCCUUUGGCACUUCUGUAUCAUGCUACAGUGGCAAGAGCAAGCCCUAUUGUCAAGAACCUGUACUUUACCAUAUUUGGACUAAAUAUACUAUAUUUUUGCUUUGCUCAAGACUUUGUGUACCCAGCCAUUUCCAUCCUGGUUACAUAUAUUGUGUUGGUGCUGAUUGGUGGGACUAGAGCAUCUGUUUUUGUGUUGUUUUCUUUUAACAUGGGAUAUCUAAUUGUUGGUUACAUCUUCACUUCAUCAGAUAGUUAUGAUAUCAAAUGGACAACACCUCAGUGCAUUCUUUGUCUACGUCUUAUCGGUCUUGCUUGGGAUUGCUAUGAUGGAAAACGCCCAAAGGAGGUGCUGUCAAACGACCAAAAACUGACUGCCCUUGAUCGAAUUCCAACAUUAUUAGAGAUUUGUGGUUUUUCCUUCUUUUACGGAGCGCAAAUGGCUGGCCCGCAGUUUCCAAUGAAACGCUACAUCGCAUUUAUCGAAGGAACACUAAUCGAUGAAAAUGCCGAAAAGAAUGGCGGAUCCAGGUUUGUCGCUGGCUUCCUUCGCUUUUCUCUCGGUGUCGUUUUCUUAGUUUCAUUUGUAUUAUUGGAUCCAGUUUACCCCACCUACCACAUUCUUACGAAGGAUUUCCUUGAUGCUCCGCUCUGGAAGAAGUGCAUUGAAGUGGUCUUCUGGUACCAGAUAAUGUUCUUGAAAUACAUCUUUGUUUGGCUUUUUGCUGAGGGCUGCUGUAUCUUGACUGGCUUGGGUUACAACGGUGUUAACAAAGAUGGCAAAGCAAAGUGGGAUGGACUAAAGAAUAUUCGAAUCACCAAAUACUUUACUGGUUAUUAUUUAGAGACUCUUGUUCAUUGCUUCAACGUGAACACCAACGAAUGGGUUGCAAAAUAUGUAUUCAAGCGUCUGCGGUUCCUAGGCAACAAGAAUAUCUCUCAUCUUACUGCGCUGCUGUUUCUGGCAAUCUGGCAUGGAUUCUAUAUAGGAUACUUUUUAACCUUCGCAAGCGAGUUUGUGAUUAUUGUUCUACAAAGACAGUUUGCUGAUAAUGUUCAUCAUUUCACUGGAUUGGUUUUCGAUGACCUGAGCCUGCCAAUUAAGUGUCUGCUAAUCCCGUUUAUGUACGUUUUCAAACAUGUCGCGUUCGCAUAUUCCGUUAUCCCAUUUGCACUGUUACGGUGGAGGAGAACUAAAGUGGUUUAUGGCUCAAUGUAUUACAUAGGCACUGUAAUCACACUGGUUGUUAUUGUGGUGAAUCUUUCCAUUUGGUUUUACCGGCAAAGUAAGAAGCCAAAAGUGAAAGACAGCGCGAAGACAAAGUAAGAUUGAUUCAUGCCGGCGAUGGUAAAGAUUUUGCGAGGUCAGAAAAAGAUCGUUGCUAUGUUUUGAGUGAUCAUUUCCACCGCAUUAUUCAACUUGCCUUUUGGAACACAAAAUUUUGAAUGUCACUGCUGAUGUUUUUUAACGAUUGUAAUCAUAUUUGAAUAAGAGAUUCUAUUUUAUUUCAAGCGAGUAUCA